Zychaea mexicana is the source of this 342-nucleotide messenger RNA. RefSeq lists its product as uncharacterized. The coding region runs from base 1 to 342 and encodes 113 amino acids. The transcript has a single exon. The record is from RefSeq and is a predicted model, not a curated record. Lineage: Eukaryota; Fungi; Mucoromycota; Mucoromycetes; Mucorales; Lichtheimiaceae.
AUGCUUAGCCCAGCAGCGCGUCGCACCAUGAUCUCUCGAAUGGCCACCACUUACAGCGGCAGCAAUAGUGUCCCUGCCUCCUACCGGUGUUAUACUCUGAUUCCAUCCACUCCGCAACAAGGACCACAAGCACAAGCACAGCCAAUGAUCAGCAGGGAAGAGGACCAUCCCAAUCCCAUUCAUGCACUGUACAACACUGAGAAUCAAUCCAUGCUCGAUGCCUCUACUGCACAUGCUGCUUCAGGUAGCCACUCUGCUCCUCAACACGAUGCUGCUUCGGAUGUAUUUGGAUCUUCUGCGGACACUUUUAGUCCUACCUUUAAUACAGUUUUUGAUGAAUAA